UGCUCGAUUCUCAGAGCGUGAGGUUGACUUUCCAAGUUGUGCUCUAGUUAAAUACUCGGUUCGAUUAUCGGUUUAUUGGAUUAUCAGUGCGAGAGUGUAACGAGAAUACGAGAAUACGGAAUCGUGAUGGAAAAGUUACUUUUACUGCCCGGAAUAUGGCUAACAUUGCUCUAUUUAGUAUCUCCUGGUUCAACUCAACAUUUACCACCUGUUACGUGUCAACAUUUCGAUUAUUUAUCAUUUAAUGGUCAGUUUAUUGGACACAUUUCCAUAGAGCUCGAUCCGCUCUUUCAAGAAAAUAAUCUUGUCGUGGAGUUCUCACAGCGUGGUGCCUAUGAUUGGAGUUAUGUUGGCAGCUUAUCGCUGUGGGAUGAUCAGGCGACAACCACAUUGAAUAUUCGAAAUGGUAAUCCCGUAAACUACCGCGUUGACUUUCCCAUUCCCUCGAGUCCACCGAAAUUGACACAGAUCAAGCUCAACAAUGUGCUGAUCUGCAAUGCACCACAUUAUGGACGUCCUCGCACGGCAAUCUCCUUGAUGCACACGCUUCGUUCUUCAGUUUCUCCUCUGUCCUUUUUGCCCAGUCCACAGAGGUCUUCUUCCUGGCAGUUCCAGCCAAAUCGUCAGGAGAAUCCACCCUUCUUCAAUACACAAGUACAGGAAUAUACAACUCCCCGAGUGCAACCUAUACAGAGAGUACAGCCCAAGCAACCUGUUCCACAAAUUCAACCUACAGAAACUCAAGCGGAGUUCGGAUUUAACAAUACAGUGGAGCCAAAGAUUUCAGAGCCUGUGACUGCGAUUUGUGGACGUGAAAGAGUCACGACAACACCGUUAAUUUUCCGAGGUAAGCCCCUGGAACGUGGUCAGCUGCCCUGGCUGGUGGGUCUCUUCGAGAGGAAUCAGGAUCAUGCUCUCAUCUUCUUCUGUGGCGGCACUUUAAUCUCCUCCACGACGGUGCUCUCCGCGGCCCACUGCUUCAGUUUUCCUGGACGGGAUUUGCCUGCCAGUAAUGCAGUCGUCUCCCUGGGACGGAACACCAUUGAUCUGGUUUCGGAGGGAGAACUCAAAGAUGUCGCUCAGCUGCUCAUUCACGAUCAAUAUAAGCCCUCAGAGUUCACAAAAGCGGAUCUUGUGCUUAUCCGAAUGGCCAGCGCUGUGACAUUCACUGACUACAUUGUGCCUAUUUGCCUGUGGAGCGAGAAUUUCCCGCUGCAACUGGCGUCGGGCUAUAAGGCCUAUGUGGCCGGUUGGGGAGCAGAUGAAACCGGAAAUGUGAAUACUCAGCUAUCCAGAAUAACGGAUACGGAUAUUGUGAGCGAGUCGAACUGUCUGCGAGAGUUGCCAAGUCUCCUGGUGCAAUCAAAUACACUCUGUGCCAAGAAAUCGGGAGCGGGUCCUUGUGCCAGUGAUGGAGGCGGUGGUCUGAUGCUCCGGGAGAACAAUGUAUGGCUAUUAAGAGCAGUCCUCUCGGUUGGUCAGCGCAAAGAGAACACCUGUGAUCUGAACAAACCUGCUGUCUACACCGAUGUGGCCAAACAUAUAGCCUGGGUGCGUCAAAAUAUCUGGGAAUAACUACUCCUAGUUCUACACAACAAUGCCAAAAGAAAGAGAUAGUAA
Messenger RNA from Drosophila innubila, 1620 nucleotides. RefSeq names its product serine protease gd. Gene Ontology annotation, biological process: proteolysis. Lineage: Eukaryota; Metazoa; Arthropoda; Insecta; Diptera; Drosophilidae. The coding region runs from base 127 to 1575 and encodes 482 amino acids. The transcript has 4 exons. Gene Ontology annotation, molecular function: serine-type endopeptidase activity. The record is from RefSeq and is a predicted model, not a curated record.